AGAACAAGUAUAUAAGCGAUAUAAGCGGUUAACCGGGAGAGAGAGAGCACGUCAUAACGGGAAAAUGAGUAAAAGUGGCGAGGAUACUAGAAUUUUUGUGAGAGAAAAUCGGAAAAGAAACAGACGGCAACGAAAGAGCGAUGAAAUGGUGUGGUACUGAAAUAGCACCUCAGUAUCGAACAUGCUAAGUCAGAGGAUAUUGUGGUUGCUACCGCUGCUGGCACGAACUGUUCGCUGUCGCCAUCGCCGUGGACAGAAGACCGUCAGAAAAAGUGUUGUAUAAUCAUUCACGGACAGCGUGGUGCGUACUUCCAGAAGAAAGAUCCAUCGGUGCUUACUACUCAUCUAUUCCGGAAAGCCGGUCAUGCCGGUAUCGUUUUUCACUAGGACUAUCGAACAAUCUUAGUUUUUUUUUUUAAAUUUCUAAAUGUUCGAUCACGAAUCCGGAAUUUAGUGCUUAUAGGUUUUGCUAGGUACCAGCAGUCGUGCACUAUCUCUAUCGAACAAUAAAAAUAUAGUGUAACCUUUACUGACUCUAGCCACAGGCUUUUAAUCCAAUUCGAAUUUAUAAUAAAAUAUAUUAUCAACGAGUUCAGUCGACUGUGUGGAGAGCGAUAGAAAACAACAAUACAGUGUGGUUUAAGUAUGUAUGGCACGUAUCAGCAGGAAGAGGUUGGAAGUAGAACAUUCUAUACUGCAUUGAUUAUCGUGGAUAUCUGUUAGAAAAAAAUGUGUUAAUCGAUUGUGAAAAACUCCGAUCUCCUGUCAGCUAUCGGAAGACUUGUUAAUACGGGAGACGGUGCGAGUAAGAGCGCAGCUUUUGGAGCACGAGAUUGCAGUUUUCUAAAUUACAUAACACAGCUGAUUGUGUCGAGAUAGAGCAAAAAAGGGAAAGAACCACAAAUAUCUUCAAUGGUUAACCCUGUAUCUAUGUGAUCGACACACCGGAUCAGUCAGCUAGGGUUUUAUCGAGUAAUUUCAAAGCCGGUGAAUCACCGAAGCAUAGUUGGGCUGAAGAAAAGAACGAAAUCGCCCUUCAGUGGCCCUGUGUGCAAAUUCUUGUGGGGAGAGUGUAGUUUUUGGCAAUGUGUUUUACAAAUAGAUAUUAGAGUACAUAUAGCAUAGCCGACAUCAUCAGAGGCACGUGAGUCUCGUAGUCUCAUUUAUAGAGUCGCACGCCGUACUGUAGCGGUAGAGGCAACAACGACGGUUAUGCAACAGCACCUACGACGACGGAUGGCGAUGAUUAUAGGAGUGUACGUUGGCUUCUACCGCUAGUUUACGAGCAAAUGUCUGCAUACACGUUAAAAUAACAGUGUAUCUCAAAGUUGUGCCCUUGCUGAACCAAAGCAUCUCACAAUCUGCUUAUAUGUUUACAGAGAAAACAGUUUGUAUAUUUUUGUGUGCAUACGAUUGACUAAGUGAAGCAAAAAAAAAGUUUCGAAAAACCUUUAAACGUUCUUCUGCGCUAAAGGGAGCCGCCAGUGAGCAGGUUAAAGUUUCUAGUUCAUUCCAACGUUCGCGACGGCAGCAUCCGUUGGAGUAGCUGCAACGACAACGUCUGUAUCCGCAGCCCAAGCCCCCUUGGUCCACACUCAAUGGCGAAGGGUGCCAGGAAAAAGACGAAAUGGGUGUCCCUGUCGUUAGCCAGCGCAACGGCAACAACGGCUCCACCAGCAACCAACGACAACGAUGCCGAUGAAAAACUCAAAUCAUCUCGAGGGAGAAAAACAUACACGGCAGUUGUCAGGUCGGACAGCACUCGAAAUUACUUCACUGUCGGCGCAUCGAACUCGUACAGCAACGGUGCUCCUAACGAGGAGACACCAACUGAGAAUGGAGCGAACGUAAGCAUCGAUCGUGAAAGGCCAACUGGCGAGAACCGUAAUAGCUCUCCCAACUCGAAUAGUCGACUUCCCUACUCUUCGCACAGGAAUCAUAUGCGCUAUUCCAAAAAUCACUUCAGUAGCCAUAACAGCCACUACCAUCACAAUAGUAGUAGUAACUCCAAUGGAAAGUCCUACUACAGCCACCAUAACGGAGGUGGCCCCUAUAGCAAUAGAAGUAGUGCAUACUCCACCCACUAUACUGCCGAAAGCAAGAACGAACAAAACGAAACCGUCACCAUAAACGAAGAAGAAUACACGAAAAUAACCACCCCCCGGCAGGAUGUCCUGUUCAAGAAGGGCUACCUGUCGCGACCGAAAAGACACACAUCGACAGCGAACGAUAGUGGUGCUCUAAGUUCCUCCAUGAACGGUAGCACUCCAACCGAUGGCAGUGAUACCGCUACCGGCAGUGGAAGCGUUUCUACCGCCGAAUCAGUCAUGUCAGAUGCGACUUAUCUGACCGAAGGUCACUUUCUAGAGUAUCCUACGCCGUACUUUGGCUAUUUCGACCCGAGUGGUGUGCUUGUGAUGAAUGGAUUCGCCGUUGAUAACAACGGAUUUUCGUACAUGAACGGAGGUCAAACUUAUAUCUAUCCCCCGAAUUACAACUGCCAGACAUCCGCCGUAUUCGACCAGGAGGAUCAAACUGAACUAGGGCACGUGGAAGACUUUCCAAGUGGCAAUCAGAUCCAGAUGCCAGAUGUGGCCGACACCAUCGAAGAAGAUCCUGAUCAAAGUGCAAUCAACCAGUCCGCAACCGGUGCUGCGGAGGACAGCGAACACAGUAUGUGUGCUGCAUAUCCUUCGCCGGUGGAAACUGCCAGUGAUAAUGCCGGUGCAAUUUGCAACGGCUACGCAGCCGCAGAACAACAGCCUCUCGAAGAAGAAGAGGAAGCAUCACUCGACGACGCUGAAUUGGAUCAUCUUGUCCCGCAGCAACCGCUUCUAUCGCCUUACGUAAACGCUUAUGAUUAUGCUCAAUUUUAUAACACCUUUUACUAUCCCGGCUGUGUAAUGGCUCCGUUCCCGGUUGUCGAAGAUGUUUAUUACAAUCAAGUUGGGUACUUGAGUGAAGAGGAAUAUUCGAAACAGUUUAGCUUUAAAAAACGCAAGAAGUGGUACAGAGGUUGGGAGGAGUACCCCAUGGAAAUUCACGCGGAAGUGCUACCGGAAGAGGUUGUUUCAGCAGAUCAACAAGAGUUCACAACGUCCGAAGUACCCGCCGCGGAACCUAUUUCCGAUAACAAUAACCAAACUCAACUGCUUCCCAAUCAAUUACCCACUUUCGAGAAUGGCCCACCAACUCCCACACCGUCUGCACAAACAGCACCAAACGCGCCAGUAGCUCAGAAAUCCGACAACAUCAUCCGAUCUCAACCGGCGAAUUCAGCCACUAGGAAGACGCAGAAAGCGCACCGCAAGAAGGACCUCAUCGAAUCUACACUGGCAUUUGCCGAACAAAAUAUCGACCUCACCAAGAGGGCAAGCAUGGUGGCUCCACAGCAAACCCCCGACAGCGCCAACGUAUGGCGGACCGUACGAAACGGUAAAGAAAUUGUGGAGGAAGAUCGUGAAUUGCGCUAUAUUGACACUCGUGCCAUGACCAAGAUGGAAGCCAUCCGCGAGGAACUAUCGGAAACAUCAUGUUCCAGUGAAAACACAAGUCUGACGCAACAAUCGGAAGCAUCAAAUUUAUCGGGUGUUAGCGUCAAUUCUGCGACGAGACAAGUUAAGAAAGAAGAGCGGAUCUCGAAAAAGGGGAAAAAGACUGCCAAAAGCAAGGGAAAGAAGCAGAAGCGGGGUAACCUCGGGCAGCAACAGAUGGGUUUUGAGGUAAUAGAGCCGGAGUUUGUAGUUUCUGUGACGAGCUUCGAGCGGGUGAUAGAAGAUGUAGACGAGGAUGGAGAGGAUUUGUCAGAAUCACAUUCGCUCCAGCACAAUGCGUCUCAGCAACAGUCUAUCGGGGACUUGCAAGAAGAAUUAGAAACUAUAUCACUUGAGCAAAGUGAGCCGCAGUGCGACUCCAUCCAGGAAGCUGUCGAACAGGUGCUUAAAAAUUCCGAAAAAACGUUUACUGCUGAAAUGUUACAAAAUCGAAACGAUUAUAGGGCUGUGCUGGAACUAGAACAGGAGCUGAAAAAUGUUCAAUUUGAGGAUCUCCGCGGGGAUGAAGUCUGCGAUAUUCUUGCAGGUAAUGUUCAGCACAGUUUAAAUGUGGAUACCGUUGAUAGUGAUGGUGCUUGUCCUACAAACACUGAGGAAAGCAACUCUUAUGGAGAGUUGCCACAAGACACCCAAGAACAGAGUGAUACAUUAUUGACUGAGGAACCUUCUAACGAAGAGCAGGCGAAAUCAAAUUGCGUUACGUUGUCCGAGUCAGAAAAAAGCGAUUUAGCCGCAGGCUUUCCCGUCGCCGAAAAUUCGACAUGUCUAACCUCAGCGUCUAGCAAGCAGGAAUCACACUGUCUAGCAUUGAAACCGGAAGAGGAAGACAAUGAUUGCAAGCAUUUCAGUGAUAAGGAGUAUACGGAAGAUUACGAUUCCGGCGUGCAGAGUCCGGCAGUUUGUGUCGCAUCAACCGGUAGCUUUGGAGCGGAAGAACGAAAAUCCUCAGCCAGCAGUUCCUAUAACGAUAAUGAUCCAAACAAUCUAACCGAAGUGGUGACCAGUUGGCUUUCGGAAACACUGCGCAGCAAACGGCUGGAUGAAAUGUUCGUCCUGCCUGAUGAUCCCACACUAUUGGGCCGAAUCCGACAGUUUGCUGCUGCAGGCUUCGAUGACAUACUAGCCUUGUCUUCCGAUACGUUCAGCAGCAGUGGUGAGGAUGCCGAAGACGCAGACAGUGACUAUAUGAGUGAUGUGCAAGUUAGAAACCGUCUUAUCGAUGAUCAGGUGCUCCAGCACACUAGUCAAAAGACAGAUAAUGAGAAGCUUCUUGAUAAACAGACUGAGAAUGGCCACCUCCUCCAAGAGGCGAUCGGCGGAGGUCAUUCUAAUCCUAAGCAAAAACGUUGUAUUAUUAUGUAAAGACACGUAGGAGAUGCGAUCCUAAAUUCAUUGUUACUUAAUAUGAAACAAAACUAAAAUUAAAAAAAAAACUCGCGCAAAAAAUAACCAAAAAAGUCAUGCAUCCUUAAUCUACUUACGAAAUAUAAUAACACAUUACACUUAUUACUAAACUACAUCAAGUGCCGUUCUGUUUUUGUUUGUAAUUUUUGCAUUCACUUGGAUUUGACUGUGAACAAGCAAAACCGAAAUAAAUAUCGAAAAAUUGAAGUUGAA
Wyeomyia smithii (pitcher-plant mosquito) is the source of this 5171-nucleotide messenger RNA. RefSeq lists its product as uncharacterized. The record is from RefSeq and is a predicted model, not a curated record. The coding region runs from base 1599 to 4916 and encodes 1105 amino acids. Lineage: Eukaryota; Metazoa; Arthropoda; Insecta; Diptera; Culicidae. The transcript is spliced from 7 exons.